Molecule: messenger RNA, 906 nt
Organism: Talaromyces proteolyticus
Lineage: Eukaryota; Fungi; Ascomycota; Eurotiomycetes; Eurotiales; Trichocomaceae
Exons: 1
Coding region: 1-906 (301 amino acids)
Source: RefSeq, a predicted model, not a curated record
AUGGACAAAGGAGCCCCGUCAUUCCCUGGCUUCACUGCCUUGUCCGAUCAAAUAUUUAUCCGCCAACCCGACAAGGAAAAUGAAGAUAAUUCAACACAUUCAAAACCUCACCAUGUCCGAGCAACUCUCAUAUUUGGCUGGGGAGACGCACAACCAAAAAACUUAGUAAAGUAUGCCGAUGGGUAUAGAGAGCUGAACCCAGACUCGACACAAAUCGUUGUGCUGGCACCAAUCUCAAAGGCAGUUUAUAUGAGUCUUGAACAGCGUACUCAGGCCAUGAUGCCAAUAGUUGACGCUCUAUUUCCUACUUCACCAAACACUCAGGCAGAGCAGACCGGCAUGAGCCAAGAACAUCGUAUCCUGGUGCAUGUCAUGUCUAAUACCGGCGGAAUAUUCCUCGCAGCGACCUUGAAUGCAUACCGUGAGGUUUACAACGAGCCCCUGCCGCAUGAUCUGCUCGUUCUUGACUCUACACCCGGUAGCCCAGUAAUGACAUUCAAGAACUUGAUUAUCUGGUCUCGCGGGAUGACGCUGGGUACAGCAAACUGGUUCCCCUGGCCAUUCGUUGUGACGCAAAGUCUCUGGGGAGUUUUUCUGUCAACAAAUCGGUUUUUCGAGUGGCUUAUUGGCAGGGUCCCUGCAUCGGUUUUCAGCGUUGCGGCUUUAAUCAAUGAGGAGUUUGAAACCAAGAAAGCGCGCCAGCUGUACCUUUAUAGUCAAGAAGACGAGUUAAUCCCUUAUGAGGAUAUUGAGUCUCACAUAGCUGAGGCUAAAAUAAGGGGAUAUGACGUCGAUACCUGCGUUUUUAGGGGAAGCAAGCAUGUGAGGCAUAUGCAAAUGUUCCAAGACCAGUAUUGGCAUGCCAUCCGAAAUUCUUGGGAGGACGUGACUAAGAAUGAUAAGUAG